Messenger RNA from Penicillium soppii, 2967 nucleotides. Its product is annotated as serine/threonine protein kinase. The coding region runs from base 1 to 2967 and encodes 988 amino acids. NCBI's taxonomy places the organism in Eukaryota, Fungi, Ascomycota, Eurotiomycetes, Eurotiales, Aspergillaceae. Gene Ontology annotation, molecular function: calcium ion binding; calcium channel activity. Gene Ontology annotation, biological process: calcium ion transmembrane transport; intracellular calcium ion homeostasis. The record is from RefSeq and is a predicted model, not a curated record. The transcript is spliced from 2 exons. Gene Ontology annotation, cellular component: membrane.
AUGGGACGCUCGAGUCUUUCAACUAGGCGACUCACGGCUCAUCGGUUUGAGCAGUUGCAUGACAUGCCGGAAUACGGGAAUGGGAAUGGAUUGAAUCCAAACGAUGUCACUAUUGACAUCCCUCUGACUGAGACCACUAGUCGUGGUCAGACGGGUGCGCGGAAAUGGGCCUCAAAUACUACUCCCCUGGAUAGCACCACCAAUACAUCGGAGAAAAAUCCCAUCGUAGGCCAUCCUCAUCACAGAGGCCCUGGUCGCAGGCGUCGCACAGAUACUGAUAUCAAUGAGAUGAACGGUAAACGUGCUGAGGCUCCCGAGGAUGGUACCAUCAAUCGCAUGGGUCGUUUCUACCAGGCUGUUCUGAACUACUCCCUUAUCACUCGUUAUCUCAUCUAUGUUAUUCCUAUUGCGAUUUUGAUCGCGGUUCCUAUCAUUGUUGGCGCCACUGUUGCGCAAUACGCCAAAAUUGGCGGUGUCCACAUCUACUGGUUCUUUACUUGGAUUGAAAUUGUCUGGUUCAGUCUCUGGACGUCCAAGAUCUUCGCUCGCUAUAUUCCUUAUUUCUUCCAGUUCCUCUGCGGUAUCGUCAGCUCCGGUACCCGCAAGUAUGCGCUUAUUCUGCGCGCCCUCGAAACCCCCCAUCGCCCUUCUGCUAAAGACAGUGGCGAUACCGCCCCCAAGUCAUGGGAGAAGAGUGUCAAAAACAUUCUCUUCGCCCUGCUCGUCUGCUCAAUCAUCUACCUCGCUGAGAAGGCCCUCGUGCAGCUGAUCUCCAUUAGCUACCACCGCAAGCAGUUCGACGCCAAGAUCCGUAUCUCCAAGCGGAACAUCUACUUGGUUACUCUGCUCUUCGAGGCCUCCCGUAAUAUGUUCCCAGUGUACUGCCAGGAGUUCAAGGAGGAGGAUUCACUCAUUUUCGACUCCAUUCUUGCCCAGGCAGGUGUGAAGGGUGGCAAGCGAUCGUCUGCUAUGCCCCUUCGCAUGCUCCGCCAGGUCGGCAAGAACGUUGGCCGUGUCGGCGACAAGGUCACUGCUGCUUUUGGUAACGUGGCUUCCGAGCUUACUGGUAAGCAAGUCUUCAACCCGACUGCGACUCACACCAUGGUGAUUGAGGCUUUGGAGCGCAAGCGCUGUGCUGCUGCGCUGGCCCGCCGUAUUUGGAUGUCGUUUGUCGUUGAGGGCCGCGAGUCUCUGUACAUGGAUGAUAUCGUUGAGGUCCUUGGUGCGGAGCACGAGGCCGAGGCUGAAGAGUGCUUCUUGGCUCUGGACAAGGAUGGCAAUGGCGAUAUCAGUCUCGAUGAGAUGGUGCUCACCAUCACUGAAUUCGGUCGUAACCGCAAGGCUCUCAACCACAGCAUGCACGAUGUUGACCAGGCUAUUCGCGUUUUGGAUAACCUGCUCAUGUGUGUUGCUGGCCUGGUUGGUGUUUUGGUCUUCAUCUCUUUCGUCACCACUGGAUUCGGUACUGUCAUCGCUGCCGGUGCCACCUCGCUGCUUUCCCUCAGUUUCGUCUUCUCCGUUACCGCCCAGGAGGUCCUGGGAUCUUGCAUCUUCCUCUUCGUCAAGCACCCCUUCGAUAUCGGUGAUCGCGUUGAGGUCAGCGACAAGCCUUUCAUUGUUGAUCGUAUCUCGCUUCUUUUCACUGUUUUCCGCAACGUCACCGAUCACCGUGUCACGCAGGUCCCCAACAACAUUCUGAACAGUCUCUGGGUCGAUAACUUUACCCGCGCCAAUGCCAUGCAUGAACAGCUCACUAUUCCCGUUGCCUUUGAUACCAGCUUUGCUGAGGUUCAGCAGCUGCGUCAGGAGAUGGAGGCUUUCGUCCGUGACAAGGAGAACUGCCGUGACUUCCAGCCCGAUGUUGACAUUGAACUCGGCGGUGUUGGCGACAUGGACAAGCUCCAGCUGCGUGUUGAUAUUCGUCACAAGUCCAACUGGUCCAACGAGACUGUCCGCGCUGCCCGUCGUUCCAAGUUCAUGUGUGCAUUGGUGUUGGCCGUCCGCAAGGUCCAGAUUCGCGCCCCAGGUGUUGCCGCCCCCGAAGAAACCGCCGACGCCGCAGAAGGCGACGACAAAGGUGACGAUGCUGGCGCCGGUGACAACAAGACUGCGCAGGCUGGUGCGGGUGUUGCUGCUGCUACCACCGGUGCUGGAUUUCUAAAUUCCGAGAACACGGCCCAGUCGACUGGAUUCGACCAAGCCCGCUCCGGAACCAUCACUCACCGCGGCUCGACCCAGACCAACGCCGAACGCGAAGCCGCUAUCGUCGAAAUGCUCAACGUCCGCUCCCCCGCCGUCGACGUCGGCCGUGAUGACGCCAACGCCCUUCACCGCACCGCUACCAACACCUCAACCCAAGGCAACCAGCUCAGCGUGCACAACGGCGUAACUGGCAACAUCUCCCGCGGUCUCUCAACCGGCCACCGCAAAGCCGGCGAUCACGCCUCCUUCAGCGAAAACGCCGCCCCCGCCGUUCCCUACCCAGCCACCCUCUCCCCCGUCCCAGCAGGCAUGACCCCUUCCUCCAGCCAAGUGCCCAUCCUGGAAACCCCUAAGCCCGGCUCUCGCGGCAGCGCCCGCUACGAGCCUCGCCCCCACUCUUCUGGCAACGGAAGCCAGAGCCAGAUGGCCACCGUCCAAGCAGUCGGGUCUCCUGAUCCAAACGCUUACCAGGGUUUCUACUCCCACGACACCGGCUAUAAUCAGGUUCCUCCGGGCUACAGCGCGGAGAAUACCCCCCAGCGCGAUAUCUCCGGUAUGACGGCCCACAGCAACUACGAGAUCUCAGAUCGCUAUGAUCCUGUCUCGCCGCCUUCGGCCAGCAAUUACUACCCGCCCCAGCAAGCUGGACUCAACUCCUUCAACUCUCAUACGCCGACGCAGGAGACUGACUCUGCCGGUCGUCCUUCGUUUGCGUCCAGGGCUUUGAGGAAGGAUAAGUCUCCUUAUGGUGACCAUGAGGCUUGA